GCAUAUUGAUCCAGCAGCUAGUUGAUCGUUAGCUUUUGUGUCAGGAUGGUGUCUGUGGUGUGUAUCUGUUUGUCCGUACUUUCUGGCUAAAGGUAUCCGGCAUUUGGCGGCUUUAAUGUUCCGUGCAGGUAAUCUAAAAACCAUCGGCAAAGCGGGAACCGGCUGGCACUUUCGCCGGACGAUGGACGAGCUGGUCCAUGACCUGGUGUCAGCACUGGAGGAGAGCUCUGAGCAAGCAGCCCGUGGUGGUUUUGGUGACGGAGGAGACCAUGCACUGGCCGUGGGCUGUCUGCUGAAGAGGCAGGCUCGGAAGCGGAGGGGCAGGAAAAGACGCUCGGAUAACCCACACCCGCCUUGGGAGACGGGCCACCUCAGUGAGGGCUCAGAGUCCAGUGUGGAGGAACACAAGGACUACCGUGCCAGUACAGGAGGUGUCUCUGCUGCCAACAGCCAUGCCCGCGACAACAGCGACUCAGAUGAACAACUUGGCCCCAAACGGCGCACCCUUCUAACAGCUGACACAGGACGUAGCAAGCGUCCGCUUUGGCCAGACGACUUGGGCGUCCUGGGGUCCGCAGAGGGAACUCGCAGCCUCAGACGGAGACGUAAGGUCAAACGUAUGGCUGUAGACCCACCUGCGGAGUCAGAACCCCCCUCCUCAACCAUGCUAGGGCCCCCACCUGUCCCCAAAGCCCGAGUUGGCGGCAGGCCGCACAGACUGUGUGCAAACGAGGGCAGGGGUCCCAUGGAGCUCUGUGGAGGUGGACUGAUGGGGCCAGGAGGAGGAGGGAAGAAUAGGGUGAAAAAGAGGAAACUGGCCCCCCACAGACUGGGAAUGGAGGCUGCAGAUGAAGGGGUGGUGGUGGAGAGUGAGGACCCCAUCUGUUCUCCAACGGAAGGGUCCAAGGACAAGAUGGAGUUGGAGGAGCAGAAGGGCUCAGAUGAGGACAUGAGUGACAGGUGUGAGACCAGCAGUGUCAGUAACAGCAGUGAUGGAGGCCUCUACACUAAUGACGAGGGAAGGCAAGCUGAUGAUGAGCAGAGCGACUGGUUCUAUGAGGGGGAGCCGGGCUCCGUUUCAGGGCCCGGAGGUGCUUGUGGGAUAGCGGGAGUGGUUCCUUGGUGGGAGAGGGAGACGGGGUCAGAGGAGCUGGACCUAGCUGACCCCGUCUUCAACAGCAUCCUCACUGGAUCCUUCCCACUCAUGAGCCCUGGAGCACAGAGAGGGUUCCAGGCUCGGCUGAGUCGUCUCCAUGGAAACCAGCAGGCAUCUCAGGCGGGGCUGCAGGGCAGCUCCAGCCAAGGCUUCAAUGACAGACUGGGCCGACAAACCCAGGACUCCCACGAGCCUUGGUUUAGCUCAGGCUCGAGGAGAGAACACGGACAGUUGCAUUGGGACCCACGGUCAGACAGAGGGCAUCGGAGAAGCUGUUCAGUAAAAACAGCCAGCAGACAGACCAGCGGGCACCUCGGCUCUCUAUGUACAGGGGAUGUCAAGCGGAGGCGAAAGGCAGCCCCCCUCGGUUCCACCGCCCCCUCAGGAGUGGUCGGUGAGAGCGCGCCUCCCAUCCCUGACUCCAACAUGGGGAGUCGAAUGCUGCAGAGCAUGGGCUGGAGCCCGGGGAUGGGUCUGGGUCCAGAGGGCAGGGGCAUCACCGAGCCCAUCCGGGCCACACAGAGACCCAAAGGCACAGGUUUAGGUUUCAACUGAACAACUGGUUUGUGGAUCCUGAACCUGACAUAAGCUGGGACAAGACGCCCCAAGAGUUACGAGGAGAGAGGGAGGUGAAAUGCUGCUCAGGGCGAUGAAUGAUAAAAAAACGUCCCAGAAUAAUCCAAACAUGUGAGUCAUAAGAAGGGAAGGAAUGAGGCUUUUUUUAGCAACAGAGUCUGUGAUGAAAGAUAAACUUUCCCAUAUUGGGGAAACGGCAAGAAGCCGGGGAGAUCCACACGGAGAGAGAGAGAGAGAGAGUGACACGUGAAGGUGAAUGAAAUUGUGCAGGAGAAAAGUCCUCUCAAGAAACUCCAUGUGGGAGAAAAUAAAUGACACUGAUGCCUCAUUGUUAGUGUGUUAAACUGGCAUGCUGCCUCAGCCCCCUUACCUCAGACACCAUCUUUACUGGCCCAAAAACUGAGCCAGUGAUGACAGUGUGGUUUGUUUUCAGUCAGCUGUGUUGGUUAGUGAAUUAAUGAUAGAUGGUUUUGGUCCGAUAUUGCACAAGAAGACUAACUGAGUUGGCCAUACCUCAAACUUUAAUUUUAGGUUCCUUUUAAAGGUAAUGAAGGAUACACUGUACGGAUGUGUGUUGAAAUAUGUGGAUCUUUUUUCCAUCUAUUUUAUUGUUUGUUUAAUGGCAAAAGUCGUCAUCGGAAUGUUUUUAUCUAUCCAAAACAAAUAUAAAUAUAAAAAUCAAACCCAUAAUCUUACCUUCAUUUAGCACCACUAUGUAUGCAUGUGCAGCUGUGGCUGCUGCUGGUUCUGCUCAAGAAAACACACUGAGACACGUGAGGUCAAGUCUUUCAUAAGUAAUGUUUGUACCGCAGACUGCAGCAUUUAGCCUACAAUAGUCAUAUUUAAUUGCCACUUUUACGCUGCCUGUUUAAGGUGGGAUUAUAGCGCUGUUAUGCCACCUCGCCGUUCUGUAUAAAAGGUACAGUUGCGGAGAGUAGAGUUGUCUGGCCUUUAAGCCAGCGACAGAGGUAGUAACAGCGUUGAACCGAGGUCUGUGUAAGAGGGACAGCCGGCAGUUAUGCGUGUGACAAACCGCGGGAGAUAUAAAAAGCAGCUCAGCAGCUAACUUAAAGAAGUGGAACAGCAGCUGUAAAUGUCCACAAAUUGGGCGAACAAUGACAUUGGGGAGCUCCUGACCCAAUGAGCAGAAAACAAGAUCCAGGGUUCCCACAUGCAUGGAAAACCUGGAAAAGUAAUUUUCACAA
Messenger RNA from Plectropomus leopardus (leopard coralgrouper), 2937 nucleotides. RefSeq names its product G patch domain containing 2 (gene gpatch2). The record is from RefSeq and is a predicted model, not a curated record. NCBI's taxonomy places the organism in Eukaryota, Metazoa, Chordata, Actinopteri, Perciformes, Serranidae. Gene Ontology annotation, molecular function: nucleic acid binding.